CACUGGUGAAGUUGUUCAUAUUUGGUUGUUGUUGUUGUUCUUUUAUCCAACAGGUUACUGGCCAUUUAGAUGACUGUACCUGUGAUGUAGAAACCAUUGAUGCCUUCAACAACUACAAGCUUUUUCCUAGACUGAAUAAACUUCUGGAAAGUGACUAUUUUAGAUACUACAAGGUAAACCUAAAGAAACCUUGUCCUUUUUGGGAUGACAACAGUCACUGUGGAAGAAGAGACUGUGCUGUAAACCCCUGCCCAUCUGACAAAGUCCCUGAUGGAAUCAGAUCUGGAAGUUACAAGUACUCGGAAGAAGCCAAUAAUAAUCUUGCUGAAGAAUGUGAAGAAGCCGAGAGACUGGGAGCUGUUGAUGGCUCUUUGAGCGAGGAAACCCAGCAGGCAGUGCUCCAGUGGACACAGCACGAUGACUCUUCAGACAGCUUCUGCGAAGCUGAUGACAUCCUUUCUCCUGACGCGGAGUACGUGGAUUUACUCCUGAACCCUGAACGCUAUACUGGCUACAAAGGACCAGAUGCCUGGAAAAUUUGGAACAGUAUUUAUGAGGAAAACUGCUUCAAGCCUCAGAAUGUAAAAAGACCUUUGGAAUCUGAUAGAGGAGACGAUGGAGGGCACGCGUUUUACAAGUGGCUGAAAGGUGUCUGUGUAGAAAAACGAGCUUUCUACAGGCUCAUUUCUGGUCUCCAUGCAAGCAUCAACAUCCAUUUGAGUGCCAGGUACCUUUUACAAGAUACAUGGUCAGGGAAGAAAUGGGGCCCCAAUGUUACAGAGUUCCAGCAGAGAUUUGAUGAAGUCAUCACCAGAGGGGAAGGUCCCAGAAGACUCAAGAACCUCUAUUUUCUCUACCUGAUAGAGCUGCGGGCCCUGUCCAAAGUGCUGCCGUUCUUUGAGCGCCCAGGUUUCCAGCUGUACACAGGGAAUAAGAGUCAUGAUGCAGAAAUGAAAACCCUGCUGCUGGAAGUUCUCCACCUGGUCAAGUCUUUCCCUCUGCAUUUCGAUGAAAACUCGUUCUUUGCAGGAAAUAAAAAGGAAGCUGCUAAACUAAAGGAGGAAUUUAGGCUACACUUUAAGAAUAUUUCAAGGAUAAUGGACUGUGUUGGCUGCUUCAAAUGUCGCCUGUGGGGGAAGCUGCAGACGCAGGGCUUGGGUACAGCGCUGAAGAUCCUCUUUUCUGAAAACCUAAUAGAAAAGAUACCUGAAAGUGGCCCUUCCUACGGAUUCCAGCUGACCAGACAAGAAAUUGUUGCCUUAUUUAAUGCUUUUGGAAGGAUUUCAACAAGUGUUACAGAACUGGAAAACUUCAGGAACAUCUUACAAAAUAUGCGGUGA
This is a messenger RNA of Nestor notabilis (Kea), 1340 nucleotides long. RefSeq names its product ERO1-like (S. cerevisiae) (gene ERO1A). Gene Ontology annotation, cellular component: endoplasmic reticulum; endoplasmic reticulum membrane. The annotation marks the transcript as partial. The transcript has 15 exons. Gene Ontology annotation, biological process: protein folding in endoplasmic reticulum. NCBI's taxonomy places the organism in Eukaryota, Metazoa, Chordata, Aves, Psittaciformes, Psittacidae. The record is from RefSeq and is a predicted model, not a curated record. Gene Ontology annotation, molecular function: thiol oxidase activity; FAD binding; protein-disulfide reductase activity.